AUGUCGCCACAAGUAUAUAGAUCAACGAGAUCCGAUAAACCAAAAGAGUCAUCUUUUGAGGAUGUCGUAAUGACCGGGUUGGCUCCAGAUGGAGGUCUUUACUUGCCAUCUGAGAUCCCCAAACUACCAUCCGACUUUCUCGAUACGUGGAAGAACAUGUCGUUCAAUGAAUUAGCCUUUGAAAUUAUGAGAUUGUACAUCAAUGAGCGUGAAAUUCCAAAUGAUGAUUUGAAAGAUUUAAUUAAGCGCUCUUAUUCCACGUUUAGGUCACCAGAAGUCACACCGUUAAAGAAGCUUGAUGACAAGUUGUAUUUGUUGGAAUUGUUUCAUGGUCCUACUUAUGCCUUCAAAGAUGUGGCUUUACAAUUUGUCGGUAAUUUGUUUGAGUACUUUUUAACGAGAAGAAACAGUAAAAAGGGUGAUGGAGAACCAAGGGAUAUCAUCACUGUUGUUGGCGCCACUUCUGGUGACACUGGAUCGGCUGCUAUCUACGGUUUGAGAGGUAAAAAAGAUGUCUCUGUAUUCAUCUUAUAUCCUACUGGUAGAAUCAGUCCUAUUCAGGAGGAGCAGAUGACAACUGUAGAGGACUCCAACGUACAUACGUUAUCAGUAAAGGGGACAUUUGACGACUGUCAGGAUAUUGUGAAACUGAUCUUUGGAGACAAAGAGUUUAACGACAAGUAUCAUGUUGGUGCUGUUAAUUCAAUCAAUUGGGCAAGAAUUCUAGCCCAACAAACAUACUACUUUUACUCUUUCUUCCAGUUGCAGAAGCAAGUCCAAGGAAAAGUCAGAUUUGUUGUUCCAUCGGGAAAUUUUGGUGACAUUUUGGCUGGGUACUACGCGUACAAGAUGGGAUUGCCAGCGGACAAGUUGAUCAUUGCGACAAAUGAAAAUGACAUUUUGGAUAGAUUUAUGAAAUCGGGAGAAUAUGCCAAACAACAAGAAGUUGGCGUAAAGGCUACUUACUCGCCAGCUAUGGAUAUUUUAAUUUCGUCUAAUUUUGAGAGAUUGUUGUGGUAUUUGAUUAGAGACAAUGUGACUGGAGGAGAUGAUGAAAAAGCUGGUUCUGUUUUAAAUGACUGGAUGAAGCAAUUGAAAGAGAAUGGAAAGUUUGUUGCUCCUCAAAAAGUGGUGGAAAAAGCGAGGGUAGUUUUUGAUUCCGAUAGAGUUGAUAACGAUGCCACAAUUGAGACCAUCAAACACGUUUAUUCCACUAACCCGGAAAAGUAUGUCAUAGAUCCACACACUUCCGUUGGUAUUAAGACAUCUCAUAGGUUUAUCGAAAAAGAUCAAGAGCCUAUACAGUAUAUAUCACUUUCAACUGCUCAUCCGGCUAAAUUCUCCGAGGUUGUCAACAAAGCCCUUCAAGGAUUUGAGGGCUACUCUUUCGAGAAAGAUGUGUUACCAGAAGAAUUGAAGCAGUUGAGUAACAAGGAAAAGAGAAUCAAACUUAUUGAUGAACCAAGUAUUGAAAAAGUGAAACAAGCCAUCAAAGAUGAAUUGAAGUUUUAA
This is a messenger RNA of Lodderomyces parapsilosis, 1512 nucleotides long. It is a transcript of the gene THR4, whose product is annotated as threonine synthase. The coding region runs from base 1 to 1512 and encodes 503 amino acids. Gene Ontology annotation, molecular function: pyridoxal phosphate binding; threonine synthase activity. Gene Ontology annotation, biological process: L-threonine biosynthetic process. NCBI's taxonomy places the organism in Eukaryota, Fungi, Ascomycota, Pichiomycetes, Serinales, Debaryomycetaceae. The record is from RefSeq and is a predicted model, not a curated record. The transcript has a single exon.